Gambusia affinis (western mosquitofish) is the source of this 2828-nucleotide messenger RNA. It is a transcript of the gene ankef1a, whose product is annotated as ankyrin repeat and EF-hand domain containing 1a. The record is from RefSeq and is a predicted model, not a curated record. NCBI's taxonomy places the organism in Eukaryota, Metazoa, Chordata, Actinopteri, Cyprinodontiformes, Poeciliidae. Bases 204 to 2552 code for a protein of 782 amino acids. The transcript has 11 exons. Gene Ontology annotation, molecular function: protein binding; calcium ion binding.
UUCUUCCCCCACAAAGCACAGCCUUCCCCCUCACACCAAGUGAAAGGUUGUGCUUUAAAGUUUGUAUAGAAGUGUUUAUGAAGGAAGACUGGGAACCAGUGCGGCUUGCCGAUGAGCAGACGGAGGUUUUCUGAGGCGGGUUAACAGCAGAGACCAGCUAACCUGUCUGUUCGCCCUGUUUACAGGCUCUCAGGGACGCCAGAAUGAGCUGCGCGGUGGCAACGGGCCGACUGCAGGUCCUCCAGAUCUACCGCCUGCUGCAGUGGAUCCACAAAGGAGAGAAGGAGGAGAUCGAGAAGAUGGUGAAGCUUGGGGUGAAGAACCUCAUCAACCUCACCGAGCCACAGGAAGGCCUGGGGGUGCUCCACCUGGCGGUUUCAGCCAACAACAACGACCUCGUUGAGUUUCUCCUCUCCCUUGGAGCGCAUCCCGACGUCCAAGACAAGAUGGGCCGCACGCCGGCCAUGCUAGCAGCCGAGCUGGGGAACCAGGAGAUUUUAUCGCUGCUGUUCCAGAAACAGCCUGACAUGACCGUAGUGGACAUGCAGGGCAAAGGCGUCCUGUUCUACUGCAGCUACCCCACCAAGCGCCACGCCCGCUGCCUAGAAAUGGCGCUGAAGAACGGGGCCGAUGCCAACAACAUCUCCCGUAGCGGGGUUCACGUUCUUAGCAUGAUGUGUGAGAAAGCUAACGAGUGCACCCCCUUGUGUCUCACCCUGCUGGAUGCUGGUGCAGACCCCAACGCGGCAAAUGAGACGACGGGCGUGACGGCGCUGAUGGAGGCUGCCAGGACGGGCUCCCUGCCAGUUGUUCGGCGCAUCCUCAGGAACGGUGGAAACCCAAACACCAUUGACCAAAACGGUUUCAACGCAGUACACUACGCCGCCCUGAGUGGCUGUUUUGAGGUAAUCAUGGUGCUGUCAGGAUUUGCAGCAGAUAUGAGUGUGAUUAACACAGAAAACUGUACGCCCUUACACUACGCCGCCGCCGCAGGCAAUGCCCCGUCCUGCAAGUUCCUUGCUCAGAGAGGUUGUAACCCCAAAGUAAAGAACAAGGAAGGUUUGCUGGCACGUCAGAUUGCCAAAGACUGCGGACUCAAGGCAGCAAUCAAGGAGCUGAAGAAAGCAGAGAGGGCAUUUGGGAAAAGCAAAAAAUCCACUGGUGGCAGCUUGACAUCAGAUCUCUGGGCCCUGACCCUUCACGAUUGGUCAAACGAGUACCAGGCUGAAUUAGUGGAAGCCUUUAAGGACCAAUUUGGCUUUGCUGACUUAGACACCUUCAAGUCUGUGUUAGAGAACAUGGGCGCUCCGGUUGAACCAGACCAAGUCGAGAUAGUCUUCUCAGCACACGACAAGAAGGGAGAGGGCCUGAUCAACGUGAACGACUUCAUCAAAGGCACCAAGUACAUCAAGAAAGUCUUCCGUCUCUCUGUGUACACGACUCAGAAGAAAAAGAAAGAAAAGGGGCCGAAGAUGAAGAAGAAGAAGAAAGGCCCGUUUGUCCUCCCCAUACCCAUUUGCACCCUCGUGCCGGAGCUCAAGCCCCGACGGCCCGACGGCGGCCCGCCUCACUUCAUGAUCGAGAAGUACCACAACUUGACAGACGUUCGCCGCUUUGACAGCGAGCACCCGCCGCUUCAUCCCAUAGUCAACGACUCGUGGUGGUACAUAGAGAAGCCAAACAAAGUUUACAUCAACAUCAACUACUGCGUGAGGAACGGAGAUUUGGAGUCUCUGGAACUCGCCUUCAAAGACGGAGUACCUGUGGACACUCAGGAUGAAUUUUACAAGACCCCGCUGAUGGAGGCAUGCAUCAGUGGCAACUACGAGUUGGUCCAGUACCUUCUAGAAAAGGGGGCUGACGUGAACAUGUGUGACCAGUUCUUCUGGACGCCCCUCCACCACGCGGCCAACGGGGGAUAUUUGGAAAUUGUGGAGCUUUUGGUGAAUGCCGGGGCCGAUGUCAACGCAAAGGCCCUCAACGACGGCACGCCGCUCAUGAGAGCCAUCGAGAGCUCCAGCUUCUCCUGUGUGGAAUUCCUCAUCAAUUCCGGGGCCAAAGUCAAUUCAGAGACCAAGAAAGGAGUGACCUGCCUUGAUGUGGCCAGACACUUUGGAGAAACCAGUAUAGAGAGCCUGGUUCAGGAAAAGGUGAACCUUCUGCCAGACCCCAAAAAAAUUAAAUCCAAACCUACGAAGAAGAAGGUGGCUGCUGCAGGGGGCGCUGUGCAGAGCAAGACGAUGACUGGGACGUCGGGGAGGACGCCCACACCGAUCAACUCCAAAAGCAUCAUCCUCCAUAACAGCAGGAUCACCGCAGGAAAAACUAACACAGUGGAUAUUAGCUUUGUGCCAAAAACCAUUUGGGGUGAACCGCUCACCACCAGCCAGCUGAUGUCAAACAUAGCGAGACGAAAGGGUCGCGUAACCCUGGAGGUGGACUUUGACGACUUGUUGAUCCCUUUCAGCCAACGCUUCCAGAGACGGAUCCUGGAGAUAACCAAGCCAAAGACCAAACUGGAGGAAACCCAGAGACAGAGACAAGUGUCCUAAUCAUGUUACUCUGCUUAUGUUGUCAUCAUCAUUGCCUUUUUAUUAUUAUUAUUAUUAUUAUUAUUAUUAUUAUUAUUAUUAUUAUUAUUAUUUAUUUAUUUAUUUAUUUAUUUUUUUUUUUUUUGACAACUAAAAUGAAAAACAACAUUAAGCAUAUGUCUAUCCCUGAGGCAGUGUGAUUUUUAUUUUUACCAACAACUGAAUUAAAUAUAAACCCAUGCAGAUAAUGAGAAUGUGAGUAAUCAAGUGAAAAUAAAAGGCUCUUUCCUCUCUUGG